Phymastichus coffea is the source of this 1959-nucleotide messenger RNA. Its product is annotated as probable glutamate receptor. NCBI's taxonomy places the organism in Eukaryota, Metazoa, Arthropoda, Insecta, Hymenoptera, Eulophidae. The record is from RefSeq and is a predicted model, not a curated record. Gene Ontology annotation, molecular function: glutamate-gated receptor activity. Gene Ontology annotation, cellular component: membrane.
AUGCCGUCGGGAGCGCAGUGCUUUCUAGUGGUAACAUUAUUCCGUGCGAUCCAAACCUGUGUGGCCAUGAGCGACGAGCAAAUGUGGAGCCACGCGAGGCUGGCGGUCGAGGUGAGGAGGUUCUACGGAGCGUCGAGCAUUUUCAACGUCUACAACGACAAGAACUCGGACAGGGAGAUCAUGUCGACGAUGCUGCGUCUGUCCCUGCGCUUCUCGCGCAGCGACGUCCUCGUGCACAGCACGAAGAUGAGCAAGGUGAAGCGCUACGCGGAGUACUACCAGCAGCGCACCCUCCGGUCCUUGUACAUUAUCACGCUGAAGACGCAGCUGGACAUGACGGAGUUCGUCAAGUUCGCCAGCGACUUCAAAAUGUCGCUGAAUCUCUGGCUAGUGUUCAUCUACAAGAGCAGAGAGCUGCUGAAAUACUGCGCCAGGCCCGAUCGGAAUCUCUUCAACGUCAGCUUCGACACGAGGAUGCUGGUCAAGUGCGAGAACGACCCGACGGUUCGAGAAUGGUAUGCGCUGGGGAAGGACGCGGUUAGAGUCGUCGAUCUGGCCAGCUGGUCGGUGGAGAGCGGAUGGAGGCGAGUCACAAAUAAAUCGCUGUGGGAGAGGAGGAGCAGUUUGGACGGCAUCUCUUUGCGUAUCGCUGCGGUGAAGGAGUCCGUGUACACAGCGACGGAGUCGAAGCGCAAACGCAGCUCGUUGCACGGCCUCUUCGGUGCCGUGCUGCGCGAACUCGCUCUGGCUAUGAAUUUUACGUUCGAGCUGAUCAGCAUCGAGGACAUGUAUGGCAGCUUCGAGCCGGACAGCGGCACGUGGUCGGGCGUGAUAGGUCGUCUGGUCGACAAGGAUGUCGAUGUCGGCGUGGCCGAGUUCGGGCAGAGCAACGAACGACUCAAGGUGGUCGAUUUCACGGUGCCGUUGCUGCUGACCUGGGCCAACUUGUACCUGAAGGAGCCGAACAUGUCGGCUAUCAUGUGGUCGACUUACGUGCAAGUCUUCGACACGAGAAUCUGGAAGUUCACUUUGGUAUUAGCGAUCGUGUGCUCAGUCGUGAUAUCCCUGAUGGCAGCGAAAGUUGAGCAGAAGCAGGUAUUGACAGUCGCCGUAGACACCUGGUUUUACGUCUGGGGAAUUCAGUGUCAGCAAGGAUUCCCAGGUAAUGGCACGCCAUUUCAGUUGAAUUGUCAAUCGCCGAUUAACGCGUCUGUCUCGCAGUUUCCAACGGCUUCGUCAUUGAGAAUAGCCUUCAUGUCCAUCAUGAUCACGUCGAUGGUCAUCUACAGUAGUUACUCGGCCACUCUGACUAGUUACCUUGCUCUCUUCGUUCCGAGCUUACCGUUCAACUCCGAACCGGAAUUCUUGUUAAACGCCGCUUACAAUCUCUCCGUCGUUCGAGGAAGCGUUUAUCACGACAUCCUUGAGCGAGCAGAAAGUCGCCGAGCAAAGUUAUUGCGAAGACGGUUGAAUAGGGACGAGGAUUUGCCAAAAACCAUGGUCGAGGCGAUAGAUCAAGUCUGCCAGGAGAAAGUCGUCCUUAUCAGCAAUGAGCUGUUUAUUGAGAAAUUGCGCAACAAAAUGCCCUGUCCAUUGGUGGCCAUAAGCCUUGGUCGGCUCGAGAGCAUCGCGUUUCCUCUAACCAAGAGGAGUCAAUUCAGAGAGAUUUUUGACUUUUACAAGCGUCCACUCUUCCUAUCCAGCAUCGAGCACUUUCGCUCGUACGGCAUAAUACAAGUGCUGAGAAACCGACAUCUGCCCAAAAUCAGUCCCACGAAGAUGAUCUACUUGCCGGUGAGUUUUUACGGUAUCGUACCGCUCAUUACGAUAUACUUCAGUGGCGUCGGCCUCGCCAUCGUUAUCUUGAUCUGCGAAUUGUUGCAUCAUCGAUACUGGUAUGCCAGGAGAUCAGCAAUUAGGAAUAUACGUGACAAAUACUUGUGCGUUAAACUUUGCUAA